AUGAAAUUAUUAGUAUUCGAUACUAAAGAAGAAUCUCCCGAGGAAGAACAGAACCAAGAAGAAGAAAAUCCUAGAGAGGAACCAGCUCAAUCUCACUUACUUCAAGCAGAAGAAAUUGAAGAAGAGGAACAAUAUGAAGAAGAAUUCAUCGAAAAUGAAUUUCAACCUUCUCAAAUCUUUUUACCACGAGAAUCUUCUGAUGAUCCAAACGAUUCUGAAUUUAUUCCAGAAGAAGAAACGUUUGAAACAAGUGAAGAAGUUCCAGAGCACCUCACUCAAGAAGAAGCUGCAGACCUAGAUGCAGUUUAUGAUCGAAUUCUUGAAAUUCUUUCCACUGAACCGAAAGCCCAAAAGUACUUCGAUAGGCAAUGGAGGCAUCAUUUAGAUCGUUGGAAUAAGCGCUAUCGCAACGGAGGUGACGCAACUAAUAACGUCAGUGAGUCACAUUUCAAAGUUCUCAAGCAUUCUUAUUUCCCAGAGAGAAGGAAUAUUCGAUUAGACGAUUUUGUUGUUGAAUUAUACACAACGGUUGUUCCAGCAUUAUUGAUUAAAUUUAAAGUUUAA
This is a messenger RNA of Trichomonas vaginalis G3, 564 nucleotides long. RefSeq names its product MULE transposase domain-containing protein. The transcript has a single exon. The record is from RefSeq and is a predicted model, not a curated record. Lineage: Eukaryota; Parabasalia; Trichomonadida; Trichomonadidae. The coding region runs from base 1 to 564 and encodes 187 amino acids.